Histoplasma capsulatum G186AR is the source of this 1635-nucleotide messenger RNA. RefSeq lists its product as uncharacterized. The record is from RefSeq and is a predicted model, not a curated record. Bases 1 to 1635 code for a protein of 544 amino acids. NCBI's taxonomy places the organism in Eukaryota, Fungi, Ascomycota, Eurotiomycetes, Onygenales, Ajellomycetaceae. Gene Ontology annotation, molecular function: iron ion binding; heme binding; oxidoreductase activity, acting on paired donors, with incorporation or reduction of molecular oxygen. The transcript is spliced from 3 exons.
AUGGCAUUUGCCCUUUUAAAUUGGCACAGUUUAUAUUUCCUGGAAAAGCUGUCCGUGAAUGUACUAGUACUGAUUCUCACAUUCGCAGCAUUCAUUCUCGCCGUGUUCGUCACAUAUCUGUUCACUCUAUGCCGUUUCCAUUUCCAGCUGAGGAAGAAUCAACGUGGCCAGCGGCAAAUUCCAGCAUCAUUACCUUAUUUGCUGCCUUGGAUAGGAAAUGGGUUCCAGUUUGCUUGCUAUCCGCAUGCGCUGUUCGAGUUUGCGAGUUCAACCAGUGUCGGCAAUUCAAUUGUCAGGGCCCGAUUAGGGCCAAACCAUAUGUACAUUAUCACUGGCGCUGAAUAUGUCAAAGCAGCAUUUGGUAGCUCCAAGAAUCUGACUUUCGAUUCGAGAACUAUCCAAAUCAUGGAGCAGGUCUAUGGCCUUCCAGCUGGCGAUGCGGCCCCGUACAAGCGCUCUCCAGGAAAAGCAAAAGAGCUAGUGUCAAAGCUCGAUCAAUUGUAUAUCGCCAACCUGGCAAACCGCGAGUGCACUGCUGCCAUGAUCCGUCAGUUUGUCAAGAGUCUCAAUGCCCAAGUUGGAUGUCUACGGAACGACAAAGGAACUGAGGUUAUGAUUGGGGCAUGCUUGCGUCGCCUGAUGGCAACAGCUUCAAUUUCGGCUUUAUUUGGAGAUGCUAUCAUUGAGAAUAAUGCCACCUUUGUCCAAGAUUAUUGGAUAUUUAGCAAAGAUUUCAAGCGACUUCUUUACGGCAUGCCCAAACUCUUCUGCCGCAAAGGCGUUCAUGCGAGAGACCGCAUGCUUAAAGCGAUCAAGGCUUUCAUCCUGGACGCACUACAGGAUGACGUUGGAGAAAUGGAGCCGAAAUCACCGACAGUAGAAUCUUCUCCGCCUUAUGUUUCGCCGCUCGUACGAGAGACCAAUAAAUUCUUCACUGAAGCCGGAUUCAGUGUAGAGGGGAGAGCCUCUGAGGCGCUUAGCCUUGUCUUUGCGAUUAAUGACAAUGCUAUCCCAACCACGAUUUGGAUGCUCCUAGAGAUCCUUAAGUCACCAGGUUUGCACAAGCAGAUCUAUGAGGAGGUACAGACUUCCGUAGUCCCUGACCAAAAUGGCAACGGCAGAAACUGUUUAGAUCUCAGCAAGCUUCUCACCCUCCCCUUACUGAACUCCCUCUACUCCGAAUGCCUCCGCUAUCACUUAUCCGCGCAACUAGCCCGCCAUCUCAAAAACGACAUCGAGAUCGACGGGUAUCUGCUGAAGAAAGGAAAUUUAGUCGUGGCACCAACGCUGACGGCGCACCGAGAACCUGAAGUUUGGUUCCGGCCGGAUCACCUACCAAGCGAGGUCUGGCCAGAGCGGUUCCUUCAAGUGCGCAAUAUCAAGCCUAGCAAUUACUUUCCGUAUGGAAUGGGAGCAAUAAGCUGCCCGGGCCGGGUCUAUGCCAAAACUGUCAUAUUGACAACGGUGACUACGAUGCUUUUGACAUUUGACUUUGAAGUGCUGGGUUUUGUGGACGAUAGGGGAAAGGCGUGCUAUGGAGCGCCAAAGCCUGUCGCUCAGGGGAUGGGAGUCAGUUUGCCAGACCGCGAGCCAUUGGUGAAACUGAAACGGCGAUUUUCGCAGGGGAUCAUGUAG